This is a messenger RNA of Abrus precatorius (Indian licorice), 1718 nucleotides long. Its product is annotated as protein ZINC INDUCED FACILITATOR-LIKE 1-like. NCBI's taxonomy places the organism in Eukaryota, Viridiplantae, Streptophyta, Magnoliopsida, Fabales, Fabaceae. The transcript has 17 exons. The coding region runs from base 237 to 1688 and encodes 483 amino acids. Gene Ontology annotation, cellular component: plasma membrane; plant-type vacuole membrane. The record is from RefSeq and is a predicted model, not a curated record. Gene Ontology annotation, molecular function: solute:potassium antiporter activity. Gene Ontology annotation, biological process: regulation of stomatal closure; transmembrane transport.
CUGUAUGUGGCCAUUUCUCAUUAAUAGUACUGUUUCUACACAUACAAAGAAGAGCUGCAGUUAGUGUCUUCCAGAAUUGCAUGUUUGAGUAUUGAUUAUCUCCCUUCUCACAAGUGCCAAAACCUUGGUCUUUGACUUGUCUCUCUGAUUACUUCUUUUUUGUGUUUGUUUUUUGUUUGAGGGUGUAAAAAAAGAGGAUUUUGGGAGAAGGGUCAGCACAACUGUUGUGUGAAAACAUGGAAGAAGAGAAAAAUAUUGGGCAGCCACUGUUGAAGAAAAGGUACUAUGAGAACUGCCCUGGUUGUAAGGUGGAUCAAACCAAGGAGUUGAAAAAGGAUGUUACCUUUAGAAAUAUCUUGAAUAUAUGGAUUAUAGCGUUAUGUGGUGCUCUACCUAUAGCAUCUCUCUUUCCUUACCUUUAUUUCAUGGUGAAAGAUUUUAACAUAGCAGAAAGAGAGGAAGAUAUUAGUGCCUAUGGUGGUUAUGUGGGAUCUGCAUUCAUGCUUGGUAGAUGUUUGACAGCUAUAUUAUGGGGAGUAAUAGCCGAUCGCUAUGGUAGAAAACCGGUUAUGAUUAUAAGUAUUAUCGCUAUUGUCAUUUUCAACACACUAUUUGGCCUUAGCUCAAGUUUUUGGAUGGCUGUCAUUACAAGAUUUAUUCUUGGAGGUUUUAAUGCUUUGAUGGGAACAAUAAGGGCUUAUGCUAGUGAAAUAUUUCGAGAAGAAUACCAAGCUCUGGGGAUCUCAACCGUCUCAGCUGCUUGGGGAGUGGGACUAGUCUUUGGCCCAGCAAUUGGAGGUUAUUUGGCUCAGCCAGUAGAGAAAUACCCCAAAGUGUUUCAAAGGGGUUCUUUGUGGGAUAAGUUUCCAUACUUUAUGCCAUGCCUUGUAAUAUCAACUUUUGCAUUUGCAGUGGCAAUUGCUUGCAUUUGGCUUCCAGAGACACUUCACAACCACAAAGUGUCCUCUGACAACGAUGAAGCCUUAGAAAAUGGAUGCAGCGGAGAUGACAACGACAAGAACAUCCAAAAAAGUGAAAGUCUUUUCAGAAAUUGGCCGUUAAUGUCAUCUAUCAUUGUUUAUUGUGUUUUUUCACUUCAUGACAUUGCUUUUUCAGAGGUUUUCUCGUUAUGGGUUGUAAGUCCUCGAAGGUUGGAAGGUUUAAACUUUACAACAAAUGAUGUUGGUAACAUUCUUUCAGUAGCAGGUUUGGCUAUUUUAAUCUUCCAACUUGGCCUUUACCAGCCAGUGCAAAAAGUUUGUGAACCUAUUGAACUUGCUCGCAUUUCAGCGGUGUUAUCUAUACCCAUCUUGCAAAGCUACGCCUUCAUGACAAAGUUGUCAGGCUUCACAUUAUACAUAGCAAUAUAUAUUGCUACAAUUCUAAGCAGUGUGAUGAUUGAGAUAAUUUCAGCUGGUUUUUUCAUUGUUCAAAAUAAAGCAGUGGAACAACAUCAAAGGGGAAUAGCUAAUGGCAUUUCUUUGACUGCUAUGUCUGUAUUCAAAGUAAUUGGUCCAGCUGCAGGUGGUGCACUAUUAACAUUGUCACAAAAGCGAUUAAAUGCUAGCUUCCUUCCAGGCACCCAUCUGGUCUUCUUUUCUCUCAAUGUUGUUGAAGGACUUGGCGUGUUGUUGAUGUUCAAACCAUUCCUAAGUAUAAAGAAAACAUCGUCAGAGCAGUUACACUGAUGUUAAGAAAAUUUGCAUAAAGGAUGAAAC